Molecule: messenger RNA, 2292 nt
Organism: Aureobasidium subglaciale EXF-2481
Lineage: Eukaryota; Fungi; Ascomycota; Dothideomycetes; Dothideales; Saccotheciaceae
Exons: 3
Coding region: 1-2292 (763 amino acids)
Biological process (GO): DNA damage checkpoint signaling
Source: RefSeq, a predicted model, not a curated record
AUGGCUGCUUCGGACGACGACCGUGACUUUGACGAGAGCGCUCUUGAUCAAUUGCCGCAAUCCACCCUGCAGGAUCUGGAGUUCGGUGCCCUCUCGUCCACCCAGCGUGAUGUCGCCGCUCGCAGGCAAAGGCAAUACCAACAGGCCACUAGGCCUCUCAAGUUGACUCGUCCAAGUCUCCCGCCUGCCACUGACCCGCCGCCUAUCAAUGCUCCAGCCUCUCCAGAGUCCGACUAUGGCUUGGACGACGACGAAGAGGUUCUUGACCUGAACGAUGACUCCAUCCACUUUCAACCUCAAUUACAACAGUCCUAUGUGCAAUCUGCAAACUUGAACCUCUCCUAUCAUGACUCAGAGCCUAUAGUAAUCGAUGAUGCUCCUCCAAACUACGAACAACUCAACUACCAUAAUCCGCAACUCCCGCACAACGACUCCACAGCCAUCGACUCGCACAUUCAAAAGCUCGAAGCUGAACUGAAUGCCGUCAGAUUGUCCUUACAAUCAGCCAAAGCGGAGAAUCAAAAGCAGGCUGGAGAACUGUCUAUCAUUCGCGCAAGGCGUGAGAAAGACGCCAAAGAGCACGAACAACAGCUACAAGCCUUGAACAAGUCUCGCGCAGAUGAGGCUGCAAAACAAAAGGCUGAUUUGGAUGCAAAGAGGAAGGAGAUUGAAGCCUUUGAAACGAGCAAUCGUUUCCUGGAGCAUGAUCUCGCUCAAGCACGAGACGAGAGGUCGAAGAGGCUCAAGGCUACCAGAUCAAACACUGGUAGGCUCACUCGACAACCCUCUCAAUCUCUGCCUUAUCGUGAUGGCUUUGAUGACAACGAGAUUGUAAUGCUGUCACCGUCCAAGCCAAAGGAUACGUCUAAAUCUUCUACCCCAAAGGUAGGUGAAAAGCGUAAGAGGAAUGCUGCCGUCAGUCCUGCUCCUCAGCUACAGCUUAAUCCGCACACCUCCGUGUCCUCUUCACCUGCUCCAGUCGCUGCUGAAUCCACGCCUGUAAUUGAAGACUUGAUUCGACCUCAAGACGACUCGCAAUUCCAGUUGAUUCGACAUCUCAUGAACCACCGGCUCUCCAACUCUCAGGAAAGAGUGUUGGAGACGUUAAGCCGACUCGCUUUUCCAUCAUUACCUGGGCAAUCCAUAUCUGGCCUUAUAACCCAGGGCUUGUCCCAAUACAUUGGAGUAGACGAAAAUGAUGACUUCUCUUCGUUUGCGUGCAACCUUUUCUCAGAUCUGUGGGAAAGAUGUUUGCAUGACAAGAUGCACUUGCCGAUAUAUUUAAUCCUGGACUUGUACGAAUUCGUAUUGGCCAUGUCUCCCGACGCUCCCAAACUAUCGCUCAUUGAGCGCUUCCUUCCACUUGCCACAAAGACUAUCGAUUUGGUUGCGCUACCACGUGUGCGCCAACCUUUGGGCUCACAGGUGGACUCGCAGCUCCUCAAAUCUAUCAAUGUCGACCAAAUCUUGACUCUGAUGCACGGCAUGGCGUUUGAUGCCAGUCUCAAUUCCGACUCCUGCCAAGUGUUCUGGAGAAGAAUGGAGUUUGACUUUACUUUGAUGAUGCUAAACAAAGGUCAACCGCUUCCACAGAUCAUGCUCGUCCUUCAAAUGCUUGGCAGCUCUGCCAUGCCAGAGUCAUUCAGUAUUAUAGUGGACGAUCCAGAGAAGCAAUCUGCUCUGGAAGGUCACACAAUCGAUCGUCUGACCACUCUUCUUUUCGAGAGGCCAGAGGCGCCAGCUGGGGAGUCACCUUACGAAGACAGCGAGGUCACUGUUUUGCAAAUCGAGACGAUUCGAGUCUUGAAUUCGCUAGCAGUCACUAAGCACGGAAGUGAAGUCCUCGCUCAACAUCGAACAGCUAUCGGUCGCCUUGUUCGGUUGUUGCACGUGUCGGUUACCAAGCUGUACGAUCUUCCUCCGACAAAUCACGACAUUAUGAGUGUGGCAAGCGACUCGCCCGACUUCAGUACGGUUCAUGAACUCACCACGAGUCUGAUCAAUUUAACGGUUCGUCUGCUAUACCACUUGCUUAUGAAUUACGGCGAUGUGAUCAAUCUGCGCGAGAAGCUCAUGGUGAUCCCCGGCGGACAUCAUAAGUUUUUGGUCUCUUUGACUAGACUUGCGUUUUCAGAGCAGCUGGUAUACGAGGCCGGGUUGGACAAUGAAGCUCUCGAUGCCGCGCAUGAGAUACUGGAUGGUAUAUUGAGCCCGGAGGAAGGCGAAGCAGUCGUACAAGCCAUCGAGACGCCUAGGGGGCCGAGCGGUACAAGGACGUCGACUCAUGGUUGA